Molecule: messenger RNA, 1953 nt
Organism: Megalobrama amblycephala (Wuchang bream)
Lineage: Eukaryota; Metazoa; Chordata; Actinopteri; Cypriniformes; Xenocyprididae
Product: GTPase IMAP family member 2-like
Exons: 4
Coding region: 455-1435 (326 amino acids)
Molecular function (GO): GTP binding
Source: RefSeq, a predicted model, not a curated record
AACGAUCAUUAUGCCAGGCUAGUAAAUGGAAGCACAGAUAUCCAGCGUUAGUUUCGACAACACUGCUUCCUUUAAAGUUGCAGUGAAAAAGACUAAGCAUAUGUUUUUAUUAGAUUGAUUACACUAGCUAUUCUCUCGAAACAUAGCAUGCUGAGGACAUCUGCUGGUUAAAGCCGUGUAAAUGCAACAAGAACAGCACAAACAUGUUGAACACACUUUGAAGACGCAGUGUGUGAGCUUAGAAUAAACAGACCUAACACCUGUAGGCUAAAGUUGACUCCUUUUUUAGCUGCCACAACAUUUUGAAAAGCAUGUGUGUACCUGAGUUAUCUGGUGACAUCAUAAAGAGUUAAAGUGAAACUAUUUUAUAUACGGAAGAGAAGAAAAAACAACGAGCACUGCAAGUGCAGAAGAACGUGUAGUGAAAGCAUCUUUGAGCAGCUAAACUGUGAUCAUGGCAUCACUUCAGGGCUCCUCUGUACAGUCAGAUCUCAGAAUUGUGAUCAUAGGAAAUGCUGGAGAUGAAAAGAAUAAAGUGGUAAAAUCAGUGCUGAACUGUGAAAAUCCGACAGGAGAGAAAGUUGGGCUCUGUACGUUACAUCAGUGUGAACAUGAAGGAAGGAGGAUCAGAGUUGUUGAAGCACCAGGAUGGGACAGAACCUUACAACAAACAGCCGAGAACAUAAAAGAAGAAGUUGAAAGAAGCGUGUCACUUUGUCCUCCAGGACCUCACGCACUUCUUCUGGUCAUUCCUGUGAAAUCUCUCUCUGAAGAACCUUCUUUAAGUGACAUUACAGCAGCUCAGAUGCACAAGGAGUUGCUGUCGGAGCGCGUCUGGAAACACACUAUCCUGCUGUUUGCUUGUGAUGAAGGUGCGGAGGAACCACAAAUCAAAGAGUACAUUCACAAAUCAGAGAAAAUCCUGGAAAAGUGUAGAAGACGAUCCCACGUUCUUCAGAAGAGCGCUCAGAUCCAUGAACUUUUAAAGAAGAUAGACAACCUGGUGGAGGAGAAUCAUGGUGAUUUCUUCAUUCCACAAGCUUACUAUGAACUGAUUCAACACAAGACACAAGAAGCGUCUGCUGAGAGUGAGAUCAGACACAGACGUGAAAGUUUGGACAGUCCUCCUUCCUUGAAGAAAGAUAAAGGAGAUUCUGUGGAGAAGAAAGAAACCAUAGAGGCUGACAAACAUACACCUUUAGAAGACACUCCGAAAAUCAACAUGGACUUCAAACAGUUUGUAGUGAUAUUGAUGGCUGUAUUUGGAGCACUAAUUGGUGCAGUUGCUGGAGCUGAGAAUGGAGUUUCAGGAUCUUGCAGUGGAUUAGUCUUUGGUGUCAUUGUAGGGAUUUUACUUGCAAGUAUCUCCAUGUACAUUUACACUCACAUUUAUUCACGCUCUUAUCCAAAGAAACCUACACAGCGUACAUCAUAAGCACUUGAAUCAUAAGGAGCUGCAUCUUUGAUUGAACAGAUAUAAAACUGCAAACAGUCCAGAAAAGCAUUUUCUUAUGUAAUUAAGUAAAAAUAUAUUUGAGAAUAUGCAAUGUGUAUAUAUAUUUGCUUGAAAACUGUAAGGGACAAUUUGUAUAAGGUUUACACUGGACAUAUUGUACUGUAGAUUUAAACUGAAAAACGGGAAAAAAGUCACACCAGUUUAGAAGUGAGCGCCACUUGUUUUGUUUUUUGUUAGAUAGAACAGGUAAGUUAGGUCGUAAAACACGCUGAAGACUUAUUUUUCUUUUCAUUAGUUAGGUUAGACGUUGAACUUGAGUUAGAUUGGUUUUUGUUUUGUUCUUUUUUUUGGUGCCAUUUGUGUUUUUGUUUUCUUCUAUUGCUUGUGUAAAUAUUGUACAUAUUUUUCCUUUUGCUAUUUUGAUACCUUUUCAUUAUUUCUACUAUUAUUGUUAUAUCAUGCCUUUUUCCUUAAUUGUAAAAUAAAAUGUUUAUUGG